UUUCUAAAAUAACUGCUUCUUCCCAGGAAGGUUGCAGUUUAUCUGUUGCAAAUUUUGGAAUGUAGCAUGGUUUCUUUCCACUGUUUCAAGAACUGGAGCAGACCAGUUGAUUCAACUGGUUCAAUCAAGAACUCUAUACCAAUCCAAAUAUAGCCUAGAACGGUGAAAUAAGAUUUUCUGAAAAAUUCAGGCUUAACUGAAUGGUUGUGGUCAGACUGCAAAAACUGGCAGUGACAAAUCUUUUAAACAAUGAAAGUUCAUCUGAUAUUGACCGUUUACGCUUAGUGAUGCUUUAUGCUUUGCGCUACAAGAAGGAAAACCCUGUUCAAUUGAUGCAACUUUUCAACAAACUAGCUUCUCAGUCUGCCAAGUACAAACCAGGGCUUGUCCAGUUCAUCUUGAAGCAAGCAGGGGUUGAUAAGCGAACUGGGGAUCUUCUUGAUUCCCAUACUACCACUCAUCCAAAUCAGAUAUACAAUUUUGAUAAGUAAUAAAUUGUAUUAAGAGGAAAAAAAAAAAAAAAAAACAGAAGGAAGUCCUAGUGCAUGGGAGGUAUGCGAGGAAAGCACUUAAAAUUUUUUUAUAUAAGUAAUAUUUUUCUUUUCAUUGAGAAAGUGCAAAAAGGGGCACAAUCCUAGUACAUGGGAUCUUUACAAAAAGAAGACCCAAAAGAAAUAAAAUUAACAAGUACAAAAGAUAAACUAAAACUAAUGAGGUCCGGCUUAAAGGGAAUCUCCUCCCUUUGUAAGAAAAUACUAAAAAGAGGGGGUAAAAGGACUAAGAUAUGAUAUUAAAAAUGUCUAUAAAUUCCAGAAACAAAAGUAAUGGAAAGCUAGAAGUAGAUGUCAACAUCAAAAUCAGAUAUAUAUGCCUCUGAUCACCUAUCCUCUCAAGUUUCUUUACUAUUUUACUCAAGUCUCCUAUCUUUCCCCUUCAUUUUGCUGUUACAUCCUACAGUAAAGGCUUUUCAAGCAUGGACAGACUAUUGUAGGAUUGAACGUUAAUUUAUAUUUGAGAUAGCCAUAGCCUUUGGAGUGAAAGUUAUAGCCUUCAAAUAAAGAUUUUUAAAAAGCUUUGGAUAAUAUAGCUUGAAUGACAAACACUUCAUCUUU
This is a messenger RNA of Quercus robur (English oak), 1112 nucleotides long. Its product is annotated as vacuolar protein sorting-associated protein 45 homolog. NCBI's taxonomy places the organism in Eukaryota, Viridiplantae, Streptophyta, Magnoliopsida, Fagales, Fagaceae. The coding region runs from base 201 to 491 and encodes 96 amino acids. The transcript has 3 exons. The record is from RefSeq and is a predicted model, not a curated record.